Messenger RNA from Anolis sagrei ordinatus, 656 nucleotides. RefSeq names its product histone H2A type 2-C-like. Lineage: Eukaryota; Metazoa; Chordata; Lepidosauria; Squamata; Anolidae. Gene Ontology annotation, cellular component: nucleosome; chromatin. Gene Ontology annotation, molecular function: protein heterodimerization activity; structural constituent of chromatin; DNA binding. The record is from RefSeq and is a predicted model, not a curated record. Gene Ontology annotation, biological process: heterochromatin formation.
AGAAGGAACUCAGCAGCCAUGUCUGGACGCGGCAAGCAAGGAGGCAAAGCCAGAGCCAAGGCCAAGACCCGCUCUUCCCGAGCCGGGCUGCAGUUCCCCGUGGGCCGCGUGCACCGUCUCCUCCGGAAGGGCAACUACGCCGAGCGGGUCGGGGCCGGGGCGCCGGUCUACAUGGCGGCCGUGCUGGAGUACCUGACGGCUGAGAUCCUGGAAUUGGCGGGGAACGCUGCCCGGGAUAACAAGAAGACCCGCAUCAUCCCCCGCCACUUGCAGCUGGCCAUCCGCAACGACGAGGAGCUCAACAAGCUGCUGGGCAGAGUCACCAUCGCCCAGGGAGGCGUCCUGCCCAACAUCCAGGCCGUGCUCCUCCCCAAGAAGACCGAGAGCCACAAGGCCAAGGCCAAGUAGAGCCCAACAUUGCUCCCAAACACUUGCUGGACUUGGAAUUCGAUUCAGAACCCAAAAGGCUCUUUUCAGAGCCAAACACAAAGUCAUGAAAGAGUUUGGAAACACUGGAGAAAGACUCCCAAGGCAGACACCCUCAAGCUUUUUAAUUAUAGGGCCAGGUCAUAGUCCCUCAAGCUGUUGGAGGGCCAGAUUAUUAUAUUUGUUUAUAUUGUAUCUGCAGCAUGGGCCAGAUUAUAAUUUGAAAAUAA